Messenger RNA from Linum tenue, 725 nucleotides. The record is from the annotation of a GenBank genome assembly. NCBI's taxonomy places the organism in Eukaryota, Viridiplantae, Streptophyta, Magnoliopsida, Malpighiales, Linaceae.
AUGGUCCAUCUGGAUUCUUACGCAGCUGCCGGAGAGAAAUCUUAUCCCCUUUCCUUCUCUUCUUUCAAUCGGCAACAGUGGCAGCCGGCAGAGAAGAGCGGAGCUUGUUUGGGGAGCUUGAGCUUGCUGUUGUUACUCUGGUUCAAGAUGGCGAAUGCCACCAAAGGAUUGUUCAUUGCCUGUGACAUACCAAUGGCACAAUUCAUCGUCAACCUGAAUGCUUCAAAGCCCCCGUCGCAGAAGUUCAUCAUUCAUGUUCUGGACGACACGCAUCUGUUAGUGCAGCCCGAUUCUGGUGGUACGAUACGAGCUGCCAUUUCAGAAUUCAGAGACAAGAAUUCCUACGAGAAGCCCGCUUAAACCUGCUGCUGCCUUCUUGAAAUGACUGGCCUAGAAGAAGAAGAAGAAGAAGAAGAAGAAGAAGAAGAAGAAGAAGAAGAAGGGAGGUUUGUGCAAAAUUGAUAUAAUGUGGAAGUUCCAUGAUGAACAAGUUUUUAUGUUUGUUUAGACUUACAGUUUCCUAGAUAGAAACCGUAUACUUAGCAUUUUCAUUGUUCUAGGUCAUAUAUGGACAUGAAACGGUGUACUUUGAUUUUCUGAGUGCAUGUAUAAGAUGAUAGAAUCUAAUCAAUCUCUCUAUCAUAUCAGCAUUGUAGCAUAAUAACGAGCUAGUUUAAACAGAGAACUCUGUCUGUAUUUGGUUAGAUUCAAUGGAUGGAUGAAUG